ACAGGUGGAGUGUUGUCAUAGCUACAGCAAACAUAACAAAAUUAAAUCUCGAAAAUGUCGGAUUUUACGCAGAAUAUGAGAAAUGCAAGUCAAGAGAAAGAUCUAAUCGAAAGCUUGGUUUCCAGAACUCAUUUUAAAAAGCCGGAGAUAGAAGCCUUAAUUAAGCAUUAUAAACGCCUCGUUACAUGUGCAAGUUACACGUCCACAAAUAGGAGGGGACUAAUGGACAGAACGAUCUUUAGAGACUUUCUCUUACAACAGUUCCAAAUGACGGACGAUAUUUUUAUGGAUAGAGUUUUUAGAGCUUUUGAUACGGAUAACAACAGUUACGUAAGUGAGGAAGAAUGGGUUACUGGAAUGUCUGUCUUCCUACGCGGCACGGUUCAAGAGAGAGUGAAAUUUUGCUUUACUGUUUACGAUCUAAAUCAAGACGGUUACAUCAGUAGGGAAGAAAUGUUUCAUGUAUUAAAAAACAGCCUAUUGAAGCAAGCCAGCGACGAAGAUCCCGACGAAGGAAUUAAAGAACUUGUAGAUAUUGCUUUAAAGGCUCUCGAUCAAGAUCACGACAAUAGAAUAUCUUUUCUGGAUUUCGAAAAUUCUAACAAGAAAGAUAAAUAUACACUUGUGAUGGAAUUGUUGGGUCCGUGUCUACCACAAGAUUGCCUGCGUGAUGCUUAUGAAGCCACUUACUGCGCUCCAGCUAAUAAACAACCUUUUGCUUGAUUUACUCUUCAAACACAUUUUUUUCAAUGGGAAAUCUUCAACAAGUACGCUUUUCCAGUGUAAUGUGAUGAUACCACAUAAUAAGAAUAUCUAAAAUAAAUUAGAGUGCUUUUGUGGUUAUUCAAAUAAAAUACCUUUAUAUCAUCGCCACAUGAUGCUAGUCAUAGCCUUAAGAGUAAUCUUUAAUCUCGC
This is a messenger RNA of Dimorphilus gyrociliatus, 915 nucleotides long. NCBI's taxonomy places the organism in Eukaryota, Metazoa, Annelida, Polychaeta, Dinophilidae. The record is from the annotation of a GenBank genome assembly.